This is a messenger RNA of Protopolystoma xenopodis, 459 nucleotides long. NCBI's taxonomy places the organism in Eukaryota, Metazoa, Platyhelminthes, Monogenea, Polystomatidea, Polystomatidae. The record is from the annotation of a GenBank genome assembly.
CUAUCCUUCUGUCUCUUUGCCUUCGACAUUUCUGGAUUUCGACGAUCGGCAGAGGCAGUGACCCAAAUGGAAGCUGAUGAGACAUUGAACUGUCUCAUCUUGCCUCAGCAAGAAAUCGCUCCAUAUCAAGUUCUGCAUUUUUCCGAAUCCCUUCCCUCAACCUCUCUUUCUCCUACCGUCUCCUUCACUUCUCCCUUUCUCUCCUCCCUUUUGGCCCUCUUUCACUCAUCCUUACGUCCAGAACCCUCUCAGACGGCUCGACUGCUCAACUUAUCAACCUCUUCUGGCUCAUGUCUUUGGCUCAGAGAGGACUCUGUAGUCUGGGCCGCUUUAGAUGCAGGUGUAGACCUUUAUAUCGCCUUCAAGAUUGCAGCAGUGAAUCGAAUUGGGCUAGGGCCCUGGAGCGCCAGAAUAGAGUUUUCCUUCUUUCGUGGUCGAGACAGCGAUAGAAGUGAGUAA